AACGUUCUAAAACACGAACAGAAAAAAAAAAGAAAAAAAAGCAAUGGCUGAGAAGAUCUGUGUAGCUGUGAGAGUACGACCUUCGAUCUCUGAAGAAUCUCCUUCUGGAACUUUCUGGAAAAUCGAAGAUAGUCGUAUCUCUCUUCACAAGCUCCAUGGCACUCCCAUUUCUGGCCUCUCUUACGCUUUCGAUCAUGUAUUCGAUGAAAGUUGUUCAAAUUCAAAGGUUUAUGAGCUUCUUACCAAGGAUGUUAUUCAUGCCGCUGUCGAUGGCUUUAACGGGACUGCAUUUGCGUAUGGACAAACGAGUAGUGGUAAGACCUAUACUAUGAAUGGUUCAUUGAACGAUCCAGGAAUUAUUCAUCGAGCUGUUAAUGAUGUGUUUCAGAAAAUACAGAUGAUUUCUGAUCGGGAGUUUCUCAUCCGAGUUUCUUACAUGGAAAUUUAUAAUGAAGAAAUUAACGACCUUUUCGCUGUAGAGAAUCAGAAAUUGCCGAUUCAUGAGAGUUUGGAGCGAGGGAUAUUCGUUGCGGGUCUCAGAGAAGAAAUUGUGAACAAUGCUGAACAAGUGAUAAAGCUCCUAGAGUCAGGAGAAGUUAAUAGGCAUUUUGGUGAGACAAAUAUGAAUGCACGAAGUAGUAGGUCUCAUACAAUAUUCAGAAUGGUGAUAGAAAGCAAGGGAAUUGAUACAGGCUCCGGUGAUUAUUCGAGCAGCGAUGCCAUACGCGUGUCGAUUUUGAAUUUGGUAGAUUUGGCUGGUUCUGAGCGAAUUGCUAAAACUGGAGCUGGUGGAGUACGUUUGAAGGAAGGAAAGUAUAUUAACAAGAGCUUAAUGGUUCUUGGUAAUGUAAUUAAUAAACUUAGUAAUGGUGCAAAACAAAGGGCACAUAUUCCUUAUCGUGAUAGUAAAUUAACCCGCAUACUCCAAACUGCUCUAGGUGGAAAUGCAAAAACUUCAAUUAUAUGUACUGUAGCACCAGAAGAGGUUCACGUUGAGGAAACUAAGGGAACUCUCCAGUUUGCUAGCAGAGCUAAGCGCAUUACUAAUUGCGCUCAAGUGAAUGAGAUAUUGACAGAUGCAGCCUUACUGAAAAGGCAACAGUUAGAGAUAGAGGACCUGCGCAGGAAGCUUCAGGGGUCUCGUUCUGAAGUACUGGAACAAGAGAUAUUAAAGCUGAGGAACGACAUGCUUAAGUAUGAACUAGAACGUGAGAAACUGGAGAUGGAACUGGAAGAGGAAAGAAGAUCACACAAGGAGCGCGAACAGCGUAUUAGAGACCAACAGCUGAAGAUCGAAAAUCUAAGUAGUCUAGUUUCAGAUGGUGAUAGAAGUUCUAGUCAGGAUUCCAUGAAAGAAAGCCCGAAAGACGAAUGCAAUGACUUUAAAACCCCUUGUUUUAAGGAGACUAGCAACAACGCCUUUGUUGCCAAGCGAUCAAAUUAUUCAGAGUUACCGGAUUUCAGUCCUCUUCCAGAUUCUUUUAGCAAUGUAGCUGAUGAAGACACUUGGUUCAAAAUGAAUAAAGGCUACAUUGCAGACCUUGAUUCACUCCAAACGACACCCGCAAGAAAAGUUCAAUCAUUUCCACCCCAAGAUAUAACUCCUGAUUGCUCAAAUGAUAACUACAAACUAGAACUCCAAAAUCUCAAGACACAGCUAGAACUUGUCAUCAAAGAGAAAGUUGAACUCCAGAGAAAACAUGAAGAAGAAGUACAAAUAAACAGCAGAUUAAUGGGAGAAAUAUGUGAACUUAAACAAGAACUAGAUCUCAGUAACAACUCUUUAGAGUCCUCAAAACAAAGAUACGGCAACUUGGAAAGAGAAUUUCAAAAGUUAAAAGAAGAACGAGAUUCGUUGCUGCAAACAGUCUCCGAAUCAUCGAAGAACAUAACGUUCCUAACCGAUCAAAAGGAAAACAUUUUGAAGGACUUGAACUGUGAAGUACAAAGAAGGAAAGAUCUGGAAGUAGAGAUUAAACAAUUCAGUGUUGCUUUUGCUUCACGGCAGAGAUCACUGGCGUCGAUUCACGGUGAGUUUAAAUCUAAAAUUGAGAAACUGAGAGCUGAAAAUCUAGUACGGUAUUAAAAUAAAUAAAUUGAUUUCAUUUAUCUCCUUGGGUAUUGGCAUGAGUGCUUGCCAUUCUUCUUUCAAUUUAUUCAAACUGUUUGUCUUUUAAUUUACAACUUGUUUAAACCUUAAUGAUGUUGGUAUUAUUGGAGAUACUGUAGUUGUCACCCGAACAUAUGUUUUAUAUAUAUAUGUAUGAUUAUUUCUACAUUUGGAAUUAA
Messenger RNA from Gossypium arboreum, 2289 nucleotides. RefSeq names its product kinesin-like protein KIN-7N. Lineage: Eukaryota; Viridiplantae; Streptophyta; Magnoliopsida; Malvales; Malvaceae. The transcript has 16 exons. Bases 44 to 2086 code for a protein of 680 amino acids. Gene Ontology annotation, molecular function: ATP binding; microtubule motor activity; microtubule binding. Gene Ontology annotation, biological process: microtubule-based movement. The record is from RefSeq and is a predicted model, not a curated record.